Messenger RNA from Soboliphyme baturini, 417 nucleotides. Lineage: Eukaryota; Metazoa; Nematoda; Enoplea; Dioctophymatida; Soboliphymatidae. The record is from the annotation of a GenBank genome assembly.
AUGUCUGGGAUUGCGGUUGCUAGACUUGCGGAGGAACGAAAAGCCUGGAGGAAGGAUCAUCCUUUCGGCUUCAUCGCAGCACCAAGCAAAAAUCCCGAUGGAACUCUCAAUCUUUACAGUUGGGAAUGUGGAAUACCCGGCCGUGCGGGUACACCGUGGGAAGGUGGUUUGUACCGUCUGAAGAUGUUGUUUAAAGACGACUAUCCGACGACACCUCCAAAAUGCAGAUUUGAUCCUCCGCUUUUUCAUCCAAAUGUUUUUCCGUCAGGAACAGUGUGCUUAUCGAUUUUAGACGAGAGAAAAGACUGGAGACCACGCAUAACAAUCAAGCAGAUUUUACUCGGUAUUCAAGACCUCCUGAACAAUCCGAAUGCGGAGGAUCCUGCACAAGCGGAGGCAUACCAGGUUUACUGGUAA